AUGAUAAAAAAUUUAAAGGCAAAAGAAAGGAAGGAAAAGCAGCAUGAUCCAGAAUUCCAAUAUCCGAAAGUUGCGAAAGUGACUAGAGCUUCAAAACAAGCUGGAAAGCAAGUUGAGCAAAGCACGAAGGACAAAGAAGUGCUUGAUGCUGAUGCAUACGUCUUGCCUCAACCUAUAAACAUCACAAAAUCUUGGAUUGAUAACAAGCAGCUAGUCAAAAACUCAUCAGAGGAGUUCUAUCUUGGCAAAAAGACGAAGAAAGAAUUAAAAAAGGCAAUUCUCAUAUUCAAGGAGACAUUACAAGAUCCAUCUAAAGAUGAAGGGAAUGAACAAGUAGAAGACAACACAGAAGAAUACGAAGCCAGCAAUGGACAAGAACAUCAAGCAUGUAGCACAGAAGAAGAAACCAGCGAAGAAAUAGAACCAGAAGACAGUGAACAAGAAGAUGAAGAAGAAAAUGAACAACAAGAAGAGAACAAGGAUGAAAGUGAUGAAGAAGAAAAUAAUGAGCCGAUGGACCAAAAACAUGAUGAAUCCUGA
Camellia sinensis is the source of this 540-nucleotide messenger RNA. NCBI's taxonomy places the organism in Eukaryota, Viridiplantae, Streptophyta, Magnoliopsida, Ericales, Theaceae. The record is from RefSeq and is a predicted model, not a curated record.